AUGCACUCAGUUCUUUCAAGAAAACAUUCAGUUUUCAGGAGAUGGCCUGAAUCUCAACUUGGGCCUAUCAAUACAGUAGAUUCCUGUUGUCCAUUACCGGGCCAUGUAGGAUUGUUGAGAUUACCGAAGGAGAACACGAUACCCAUUGUUCCUGAAACCAUUAAUUUGCCGCCUGCUUCGACGAGCCAUUAUGUGUCAAUCAUGGUUCAAGCUGAAAGCUACCUAGAAUUUUGUCAACUCCAGGUCCAAUCCCUUGCUCCUGGCAUCAACACUAGUGCUAUCGAAUGCACUGUGUGUGCAUGUCCGCAACUCAUUAGACCAGUCCUUAUAGCCCUCUACCCAGGUAAGAGUUUCUCGGGGUCAAGAAUGACGACUAUUAUAUUUUGGCGUCAAACCAAAAUGCAAACAUUUGAAAGCAUUGUGCAUGUAAACGAGAUUGUAAGCACUUAUUUUGUUGACAUGUGGCUUAGUUUAUAA
This is a messenger RNA of Hydatigera taeniaeformis, 477 nucleotides long. NCBI's taxonomy places the organism in Eukaryota, Metazoa, Platyhelminthes, Cestoda, Cyclophyllidea, Taeniidae. The record is from the annotation of a GenBank genome assembly.